AUGUCGCUCGCACCGAUUUCUGUGCCAGAGCGCAAACCAUCCCCGCAGCUCAGCGUGAACCUGGGCUCAAAUAACCCCUUUCGAAACCGUACUCUCUCUCCAGCAAGUCCUGUUUCUCCUGGUCUUGGCUCACCCGGUCUCGCUUCUCCUGCUAUCCGACCGGAACGACCCCGUUCGACAAACCCUUUCUUAGACGACACCGAAGUCCUGUCGCCUCAGUCUGCUCCGGCCGGAACUAUCAAAUCGCCCAUGAGUGACAAGAACCCGUACACCGGCAACGCUGCCGAGCUUUUUGAGAGCCUCUCACUGAACAGCAAACCCACGGACUCCCAACCCCAAGACACUAAACCCAAAGAACGUCGUCCACCACCUCCCCGCCCAGACAAGCCGCAUUCCUCUUCGCGACCACGCCCGAGUGGGCGGCCGGAUGGUCAGGGUUCUCGUCGUGAUCGAUCAAGGGAUAGAAACCGAUCAAAGGACAGACCCCGUGAAAAGGAUCCCUUGGACAUCUUUGCAGACCCUUCCGAGAAAAAGGAACGCCGCCCGGAGCGGCCUCGUGACGCACGUCCUCGCCCACGCCCACGCCGAAACUCAGAGUCCUCCAUUAUGGAGAAACCGCGACGCAUGGACUCGGAAGAUGAUAAAAGGCGACGCGAGAGACGCCAACGUGACGGGAAAAGUCGCUCCAAACGACCACAAGGUCAUCGACUAGACUUAAUUGACAAGCUUGAUGUUACCUCGAUCUAUGGUACAGGAUUAUUCCACCACGAUGGUCCCUUUGAUGCUUGUAAUCCUCACCGAAACCGAAAAGGAUCACGACAGGCUCCUAUGCAGGCAUUUCCCAAGGAUUCUAAAAAUAUGGCAAUCGGCGGCGCCGGGCCUAACAACGCGACUCUCGACUUGGCCAUGAUCCAUGGUCACACGGCCGAAAGUUAUUUAGACUACAACAAUGGCACCACCAAGAAAGGCACAGGCACAGCCGCGUUUGACGCUACUGCUCGCAUAGAACCCAUUCACGGCGCGGAAAGCAUGGGACUCGGAACAAGUACCUUCCUCGAAGGUGCCCCGGCAAGUCGUUCCGCGAUUCAACGUCGCCAGAGUGAGACCGAAAACCCAAUGUCUCAGGGUGGCGGGCUCCAGCGCAAGAAGAGCUUGGCACAGAAGAUUCGAGGCGGUAUCAAUCGACCUAGCACUGGAAGAAUGGUUUCUCCAGAAGGACGGAGAAGCCCGUCGAGCGCAGAAGCUACUACUAGCAACCGAGCCAACGAAAGAAACCCUUUUUUCCAGGACGACGAUGAUGCUUACGAGAGCAAAGGCGCAAAGAUCGAAGAAACCUACCUGUCGACGCGGGUACGAGCAUCCAGCAGCCCAAAGAGGAGCGUCGCCCUUCAGCGGGAAACCACAAAUGGGUCCACUGGUGGUGAUGAGUUGAAGCCCAGCGGGGGCGGUUUUAUGAAUCGGAUGAAAAGUCUUCGACGGCCUCGCCCUGAGCGCAGGAUGCCCUCGGAAUAG
Molecule: messenger RNA, 1512 nt
Organism: Talaromyces rugulosus
Lineage: Eukaryota; Fungi; Ascomycota; Eurotiomycetes; Eurotiales; Trichocomaceae
Exons: 4
Coding region: 1-1512 (503 amino acids)
Cellular component (GO): cytoplasm
Source: RefSeq, a predicted model, not a curated record